Hypomesus transpacificus is the source of this 2690-nucleotide messenger RNA. RefSeq names its product signal recognition particle 72 (gene srp72). The transcript is spliced from 19 exons. Gene Ontology annotation, molecular function: protein binding; ribosome binding; 7S RNA binding. The record is from RefSeq and is a predicted model, not a curated record. Gene Ontology annotation, biological process: SRP-dependent cotranslational protein targeting to membrane. Gene Ontology annotation, cellular component: signal recognition particle, endoplasmic reticulum targeting. NCBI's taxonomy places the organism in Eukaryota, Metazoa, Chordata, Actinopteri, Osmeriformes, Osmeridae. Bases 37 to 2040 code for a protein of 667 amino acids.
GUCUCAAUUUCACAAUUUCAUGCAGCGAGGUUGAAGAUGGCGAGCGGAGGGGGCUCCGUUGCUUCGCUGUGGACUGAAGUGAACCGCUGUGGACAGAAUGGCGACUUCACUCGGGCACUUAAAGCUGUAAACAAAAUUCUGCAUGAAAUCAAAGAUGACGUGACAGCCCUUCACUGUAAAGUCGUGUGCCUUGUCCAAAAUGGUAGUUUCAAAGAGGCAUUGAAUGUCAUGAACACCUUUUCAAAAGUACUUGGCAGUGACCUUAUUGCUUUUGAGAAAGCGUAUUGUGAAUACCGGUUGAACCGAGUGGAAAGCGCCCUGAAGACCAUCGAAGGUGUUGCAGAGCAGACGGAUAAGUUAAAAGAACUUUACGGUCAAGUGCUGUACAGGCAGGAGCGGUAUGAGGAGUGUAAGGCGGUGUACAGGGACCUGAUCAGGAACUCCCAGGAUGAGUACGAGGAGGAGAGGAAGACCAACCUGUCUGCUGUGGUGGCCGCCAUGAGCACAUGGGAGAACUCUUCACCGGAUGACUUGGGUCUGCCUGAGACGACUUACGAACUGUGCUACAACGCUGCCUGCACUCUGAUUGGUCAGGGACAGCUGACGGAGGCAAUGAACAAACUCCGGCAGGCUGAGGAGCUUUGUCGGGUGUCCUUGGCAGACGAUUCUGACGUGACGGAGGAGGACAUCGAGUCAGAGCUGGCCGUCAUCCACUCUCAGAUGGCCUAUGUCCUGCAGAAGCAGGGCCGCACGGACGAGGCGCUGCAGCUUUACAACCAAGUCAUCAAGCUCAAGCCAUCUGAUGUUGGGCUGCUAGCUGUUACUGCCAACAACAUCAUCACAAUCAACAAGGACCAAAACGUGUUUGACUCGAAGAAGAAAGUUAAGCUCACAAACGCGGAAGGCGUUGAACACAAGCUAGCCAAGAUGCAGCUACAGGCGAUUGAAUUCAACAAAGCCUUGUUGGCCAUGUACACUAACCAGGCUGACCAGUGCAGGAAGCUGUCCUCCAGCCUGCAGAGCCAGAACCCAGGACAACCUCGCCCGGUCCUGGUGCAGGUGGCUCAGCUGUGCAGGGAGAAGCAGCACACUAAAGCCAUCGAACUGCUGCAGCGCUUCUCAGAUCAGCAUCCAGAGAGUGCAUCUGGAAUCAAACUGACCAUGGCACAGCUGUAUUUAACUCAAGGUCACGUUACGAAAGCCUGCGACAUCUUGAGAUCUAUCGAAGAUUUCAAGCACAAACAAGGGAUGAUCUCUGCUCUGGUAACCAUGUACAGCCACGAGGAGGAUAUCGACAGCGCUAUCGAUGUCUUUAGCCGAGCUAUUCAGUACUACCAAGCCCAACAGCCUGGCUCACCUGUUCACCUAGCACUCGUACGAGAAGCGGCCAACUUCAAAUUGAAGUAUGGACGUAAGAAAGAGGCCAUCAGUGACCUGGAGCAGCUAUGGAAGCAAAACACUAACGACAUCCACACGUUGGCACAGCUCAUCUCCGCCUAUUCUCUGGUGGACACAGAGAAAGCCAAAUCCCUCAGCAAGCACCUCCCCUCCCCAGACAAGAUGUCCUUCAACGUGGACGUGGACGAGCUGGAGAACUCCCACGGAGCCAACUACGUCAGGAAGAAGGCAGCGAAGGUCACAGGGGAGAACCUUCCUAAAGAACAGGGCCAGGGGGAUAUUAAGAAGAAGAAGAAAAAGAAGAAAGGCAAGUUGCCGAAGAACUGUGACCCCAAGGCGACCCCUGACCCAGAGCGGUGGAUGCCGAUGAGGGAGAGGACCUACUACAGAGGCAAGAAGAAGAGCAAGAAGAAGGAACAGGUUGGCAAGGGAACGCAGGGGGCCACGUCUGGAGCCGCCUCCGAUCUGGACGCCAGCAAGACUGCCAGCAGCCCCCCCACCUCCCCGCGCCCGGGCUCAGCCUCAGCCUCCGCCCCUGCCCCCGGCGUGGUGCCGCCCCGGCAACAGAAGCCAGCGGCCCCGGGGGCCACACGCAAGAAGGCCCCGCAGAAGAAGAAGAAAGGAGGCAAGGGGGGCUGGUAGUCACGGUGACACAGCACACUGCUUGUCCACAGACACACUGGCUACUACCUUUGACGUGUCGAUGUCAGAAAAUCACAAGCUUUUCUUUUUUUUACCAUCCAAACAACUGUAUGAUUCAUGUUUAGUUGUUGUGUACGGUGAAAGUAUUUCAGAAGGACCCUUUUUCCCCCCCCAUUCCCUGCCCUGCUACCUUCUUUGAUUCAAGAGGUUAUUUAGAAAGGAAUGCGUAGAAAGACAAACGUCUUCUACGUUUUCAGAUGUGUUUGUGUUGAAGGCGAGAGGGGCUUCGCUUUAAGUUCUAACACACACCUUUCCCAGUGUUUCAUUCUGAGUGAGCUGAUUUCUUUCGUACUGCCAAUCAUGAAUAUUCAUGUAAUUGACGAAUGCCCUUUCAGUUUGAGUCUUUCAAUCUCAUCAGACAAAAGAAGGUCAGCUUGUGUAUGCAAAUGUAAACAAUAUUUAUUUUUCAAAUCAGUCUCAGUUUAAGUAAAAUUAUCCAAAAGAUAUUUUGAUUUUAAAUCUUCGGGGAGGGGGAGUAUGUCACCUGCAUGUCGUUUUUGGAGCCAUUUACAAAGAUGGAAAGGAAACGAUUCUGGACAAGAAAGGAGUCCCUUUGGUUAUGUCUUAAUAAAUAGUUAAUUGACACCUGA